CAGAUAAUCACAAAUUCAUAAAUGCAUUUAACAAAGACACUUCUAUUUAUUUUACAUAUUUCGGCCUAAUAAUAACUAAAAUGUACGUUACUAAAUUUCUGAUAGUGUUUGUCUUGGGAUUCUUCAUAGGGCCAGUCAGCUUAGGUAUUAUUCCAGAUUAUCUAUUGGCUGAGGGCGACGACUAUGAACCAGUCCCUACAUGUCCAGCUCAUGACAACGGCACAUCAAUCUAUUUUGCUGCAGUAAAUUGCUCAAAAUUCUGGGAGUGUUCUAACGGUGUACCAAAUUUAAUACCUUGUCCUACAGGGCUUAUAUUUGAUGAUGUUUUAAAUGUCUGUAAUUAUCCUUAUCUUUCCCACUGUACCGGAGAAGGGUGGUCUACAACUAAUAGUCCGACGUCACAACCAAUUACAUCCAGUACUCCUACAAAGCCUACAACUACCACUCCUAGAAGUACUUUUCCAACAACGGUUACGAGUACUAUAGUUACUACUCCAUCUACAGCAAGACCUACUACAUCUACUCAUAGAACUUCGAGUACAACAAGUAAAUUACCAGUUACUUCUACUUCUUCAACAUCAACAACACCUAAAACUUCUCCUACAACUAAAUUAACUUCUACUACACCUUCUACUACUACACCUUCCACUACAAUACCUUCUACUACUACACCUUCUACAACAACACUUUCUACUACUACACCUUCUACUACAAUACCUUCUACUACUACACCUUCUACUACACUACCUUCCACUACAACACCUACUACAACACCUUCUACAACAACACUUUCUACUACUACACCUUCUACUACAAUACCUUCUACUACUACACCUUCUACAGCAACACCUUCUACUACAAUACCUUCCACUACAGUACCUACUACUACAACACCUUCUACAACCGAAACUCCUAAAACCAGUACCACAAAAACUCCUAAAACUACUACCACAAAGCAUCCUAAAACUACAACCACAAAGCAUCCUAAGACAACUACAACAAAGCAUCCUAAGACAACUACAACAAAAACUCCUAAAACUACCACAACCAAGCGUCCGAAAACAACAAAAGAACCUAAUAGUUCAGAUAGCUGCAACUCAUCAAGUAGUUCCAGUAGUUCUAGCAGCUCAAGCAAUUCUAAUAAGUCUAGCAAAUCGAGCAAGUCUCACAGUUCUAGUUCAAGUAGUUCGAGCGAAUCUUGUAGUAAUAGUUCAAGUAGUUCAUCAAGUGAAUCCCAUUCGUCUAACGAUGAAAUCCAAGCUAACUCGGAUGAAAUUGAUUUUGCUGGAAAUGGAAACAAUGCACCUGUAAAUGAUACUGUAGAUAUUGAAGGCUUUUAUAAGAAAUUGUUUAUGAAACAAAAUAUAUUUUAAAAUGCCUAUAUAAUAUGGCUUGUUUUAAAUAAAAUAUUUUUCACCAAUCGUUC
Molecule: messenger RNA, 1426 nt
Organism: Sitophilus oryzae (rice weevil)
Lineage: Eukaryota; Metazoa; Arthropoda; Insecta; Coleoptera; Curculionidae
Product: salivary glue protein Sgs-3-like
Exons: 3
Coding region: 81-1373 (430 amino acids)
Cellular component (GO): extracellular region
Molecular function (GO): chitin binding
Source: RefSeq, a predicted model, not a curated record